Molecule: messenger RNA, 1730 nt
Organism: Halichondria panicea
Lineage: Eukaryota; Metazoa; Porifera; Demospongiae; Suberitida; Halichondriidae
Product: iduronate 2-sulfatase-like
Exons: 1
Coding region: 12-1595 (527 amino acids)
Cellular component (GO): cytoplasm
Molecular function (GO): iduronate-2-sulfatase activity
Source: RefSeq, a predicted model, not a curated record
AGUUGAAAGACAUGCCUCAGCAAAUCUUCGGUAUUAUAUUUUCCUUGCUUGUAAUCAGCUGUGUUGUCAAAACAACUGCUGGUGUGAAGAAUGUGUUAUUCCUUGCUGUGGAUGAUUUGAGACCUGAGCUCGGUACUUAUGGAGCUACUUUCGUAAAGUCCCCCAAUAUUGACAAGCUAGCUUCCGAGUCACUUGUGUUUGAUAGAGCGUACUGUCAGGUAGCAGUGUGUUCACCAUCUCGAGCUUCUCUCCUCACCGGAAGACGUCCAGACACUAACCAUGUUUGGAGAAUCGCUAGUGACGAAUAUUGGAGGACAACUACAAACGCUACAACUAUUCCUCAAUAUUUCAAGGAGAAUGGGUAUGUGAGUGCUGGAAUGGGAAAGAUAUUCCACCCUGGUCCCCCGGGUGGAAAUGAUGAUAGGAAAUACUCAUGGAGUGUGCCCUACUUUCAUGCUGUUGAUGACUCUGCCAACCACACAUCAUGGCAUAACUUUGACACCAAUGCUAGCAACUUGCGAGAUGGAAAGAUUGCUGACAAUGCUAUCAGCACUCUGAAAGAGAUCAAAGAAAACAGGACCAAAGGAGACGACAGACCAUUCUUUCUCGCUGUCGGUUUUCAUAAGCCUCAUCUUCCGUUCUAUUGUUCCGAAGAGUUCUACAACAUGUACCCGCCAGCUGAGCAAAUAGAGCUCCCAAAGAAUCCAGAUGUACCAAAAAACUUUCCGCCAAUUGCAAGAGCUAUUACAGAGAUUGUUUCAUUCAGUGACAUCAAAAAGUUUUAUCCUAAUAUGACAAAGUGUAAAACUGACGCACAAGCAUCAUUGUAUGGAGACGAGUGCCGAAUUUCAGACGAUUACACUCGUGUGCUGAGGAGGGGUUACUAUGCGUGUGUGAGUCAAACAGAUGCACAGAUUGGGAAGGUGAUCAGUGAAAUGACAUCACUCGGAUUAGCAGACGACACGAUAAUUAUUCUAUGGGCUGACCACGGCUGGCAAUUGGGCGAACACAAUCAUUGGUGCAAGCAUACGAAUUUUGAAGAUACUGCACGAGUGCCCUUUAUGUUGAGGGUUCCUGGGGUCACGGACAAAGGCAUGCGUACUAGCGCUCUGGUUGAACUCAUCGACAUAUUCCCGACAAUCACUGAGUUAGCUGGUAUUAAGGUACCUCCAAUGUGUCCUGCUGGAGACAAGCAACCUCUGGCGUGUGUGGAGGGGACUAGUCUAACCCCUCUGCUCCAGAACCCCAACAUGGAGUUCAAGAAAGCAGCCUUCUCACAAUUCCCUCGGCCUUCUGCCGGAAUGACCUCUAUACCAAAUGAACCUCCUUUUGACAAAAAAGAGCAUUCUGAAAAUGUAAUGGGUUAUUCCAUUCGAGUGGAUCAAUAUCGUUUCACGGAUUGGUAUCGCUUUAAUCGUACAACAGGAACACCUAACUUCACAGAUAUUUGGGCCACUGAACUAUACAAUCACACUGAGCCGACAAUGUUUUUCAACGAUGAAAAUAUUAACAUAGCUGGUGAUCCAGACAUACAAGACAUUGUUGGUCUUCUCCGAAAAAUGCUGCAAGCUGGUUGGAGGGCUGCUAUGCCAUAAAUUAAGAUAUAGUGUAUAAUAGUGUUAUUGUAUGCAUGAAUGUGUCCUCAACUUAUAUGCUGUUAGCUUGCUGAGUGUGUGUAUUAGUCAAAACAUUUUUGAACAAAUCAUUAAUUGGUCUUUCUUGUAAAAUUA